Molecule: messenger RNA, 1263 nt
Organism: Dentiscutata erythropus
Lineage: Eukaryota; Fungi; Glomeromycota; Glomeromycetes; Diversisporales; Gigasporaceae
Source: the annotation of a GenBank genome assembly
AUGGCUUUCCGUCACUUUUAUCUUAAAACUUUCAAUAAACAAAUUUCAUUAAAUCAUUAUAUACAACCAUCCUUACUUUCAACAUGUUUAAUUGUUCAAAAGAGAACUGGAACCGCUAAACCAAAAACCGCCGCCGAACAGACAUUAUCUACAAGUUUUACAAAAAAUAAAGAACUUUACUUGCCUCCUCCAGCUAUAACUUUAGAAGAAAUGUUACCGGAGGUAUAUACUGAUGAAAAUAUUGGUAAAAUUUAUCGCUUUCCUCCGGAAAUCAUUCCAAAAAUUGAAAUUUUUAAAUUUCCUCCUAUUUUAGAACAAGAACUCUCUCCAUUACCUUACCCUUCUUUAGCAAUUCGUCAAUCAUCAAUUCAAUUAACAAACCUAAUUGAAAAUGCUUCACAAAAAUCAAGCACAGAAACCAGAAUUAUUUUAUCUGGAGAAAUGGGUGUAGGAAAAAGUGCCUUACUACUUCAAACUAUUAAUUAUUUUUUAUGCAAACCAUGGAUCGUGAUAUACAUUCCAUUCGCUAUCAAGUUUAUAAAUAGUUCUUAUCCAUAUAUAAAAAAUAAGAUAACAAAUGAAUUUGUUCAGCCUACUUUAUCAGCAGAGUUAUUAAAACAAAUCAAAGCUGUUAAUGGUAAACUUUUACAAGAUUUAACAUUAACAAGAGAUUAUAAAUUAAACAAAUAUACAAUAAAAAGUAAUUCUCCAGUAAUAGAACUUAUGGACAUUGGAAUCAAGGAUAUAAGUUGUGCUUUUCAAGUAUUUGAAAUUUUUUUGGAUGAAGUUGGAAAGAAUGUAAAUUAUCCAAUUCUUUUAGCCGUUGAUGUAGUUAAUGCUUUUUACACUGCGACUGAAUAUACCGAUGUUGAUGAUACCUAUCUCGAUCCUGAUAGAUUAUCAGUUCCACGUACAAUAUUGGAUUAUUUUGCUGGAAAACGUGAUUUUACAUAUGGUGCAAUAAUAGGUGCUUUAUCUCAAUGUCAUAAACCAUAUAUUAGUAAACCGUUAAAUAUUGCUCUUGGAUUAUUAGCUCCAUCUCCAUGGAAACAAUAUCCUCAAAAUAUUUUAAAUUACGCUGUUGGAUUACAAAGGUUUGAUGUUCCUAAUUAUUCUCAAACUGAGGCAAAAGGUGUUUUAGAUUAUUAUUGUGAUGGUUCAUCAAUAUUACAACAAUCUCGUGAUAAACUGUUUCAAAAAACUUUCAUUGCAACAAAUGGAAAUCCACGAAAACUUUAUUUGUCUUGUUGGAAAGGAUUAUAG